AUGGAUAAACUCAAGCAACCAUGCCCCUUCUUUCAGCGCGGGAUUUGCCGCUUUGGCGACGCCUGCAAGUACAGCCACACAACCUCACCACACGAUUCCGGAUCAGUCCAAAAGCUUCCAUGUCACGCAUUCGCGAGGGGUGCUUGCAGAUACGGAAACUGGUGCAAGUUCUCACACGAUCCCUUAGCUUGGCAAGAGAAUGGCUUGAAUGGCAAGCAGUCUGAGCAGGCUAUGCAGGCUCCGCAGUCCAGUGGCUCCACAGCCUACGACCAGUUCGUUCAGUGGCGAUACCAUGUCAAGAAGGAAAAGCGCGACAUCAACAUGGCGCAGCCGCUCGGCAGAAGAUUUGCAGGCUUCAUUCAACAAGCGCUUGCACUACUAGACGAUGCCAAUACUAUGCAGGAAAUCAUCACCACCCUCUCCAAUGAGGGAGGGCUCGCCCGUCUCGGCGAGAUGCUCAAUGCCGAUUUCGCCCUGCUGGAGGAUGAGGCGAUGCGCAACUCUUUCAGAACCGAACUACUUCCCUUCCUUCGCAUCAUUGCACACCAUCAAGUCCUCUCGUCUUCAGUUCUCGAGACGCGUCUUGGAACGCUUCUCAACUACCUCUACGGCAUCAACGGCAAGCGUUCUGUUGCAGUAUUCACCGCAGCCAUACGCGGUCUGACUUACGAAGAGCUCAGUCAGGCUGAGUUUGAGCCAUGUCUCAUCUCACUUUCCGCCGUCUUGGAGGUGAAUCGCUCUGCGCAAGUGAAUGACGACUUGCGCUCAUGCGCCGAGACAAUCAUCGCUCUUGCCAAAGACUGCCCGCUGAGUGGCAAUGCCCUCAAGUACUACAAGAAGAUGUGCCUCCGCCUAGGCUUGGGCGAGAACAUCGGCGCUGCGCCAAAUCAAAGCAAGCAUGACCACACUCGCCGGAAGCCGACCUUUGAGCUCCUCGUAGAUCAGCCCGGUAAUCUCUCUAAGCAAGGCCCUCGCCACGACAACGACUUCCAAGACAUACAUCACAUCCAGAUUCUGCCUACCAUGGGAGAGAUUUUGGGUGACAGGGCAGAAUACUUGCCGAGAAGUGAUCCUUCGACCUGGCAUCUGCAAGGAGCUGCUGGCCUCCUCGACAGGCAGUUUCGCCUACUCCGCCAAGACACGGUCGGCCAGUUGCGUGAUGCUGCACGCCUCGAACUCAGUCGCAUCCAAGAUCCCUUCGAGCAGACGGGUGCCUUGAAAGACACUGGCGCACGUACAUACAGCUAUCGCAAUGUUCGGCUCAUCGACGUCGAGAUGGACCCACAAAAAGGCCUGCUCUGCGUUCUGGAAUUCGAUCAACCUCGCGAACUCAUCAACAAGAGCCAAUCCCAACGCAAGGAGUGGUGGGCAGAGAGUGGCAGGCUGGCCCCGGAAGCUCUCAUCAUGUUACUCGGUUCCGAUCAGAUGGCCGUUUUCUUGACCGUACUGGCUGCUACUUUCCCCUCCGAAGCCAGCAACAAGUCAGAGAGAUCAAUCGAGAAGCUUUAUCCACGCGCUGGUGAUCAACGAAAGGCAAACGUGAUCGUACAGCUAGUCAACCACAUCGAUGCUGACAUCGAGACUCUUCUCUUCCAUUUCGGCUUUGCAUACAAGGAGAGUCACAAGAAUCUUUCCUUCUCCCUUUUGGAAUUCCCAGGAGUGCUACUGCCAGCGUUCAAGCACACGCUCGAGGCCUUACAACACAUGACUUUGUCCGAGGAUUUGCCCUUCGCUGAGCUACUUGCUCCGACUGCAGAUAGCCAGCAUGCAACUCAAGUGGAAGCCCCAGCGUACACAAAGCGACAGGGAUUCAGCUUCGAUCUUUCCACAUUGUCAACCAACCAUGAGAAUGAGACCAUAACCCUCGACGUGAAUUCGCCAAUGCAGGCCGAUCUGCUCAGUGCGCAGACAACGCUCGACCACUCCCAGGCUGAAGCACUGAUCUCGACCCUCUGUAGAUCCGUGGCACUCAUCCAAGGACCUCCUGGCACGGGAAAGAGCUACACUGGAGUUGCGCUGAUCAAGGUGCUCAUUGAAAACAAGAAGGCUGCCAAUCUUGGCCCCGUCCUUUGUGUUACUUUCACUAACCAUGCGCUGGAUCAGAUUCUUGAACACCUUGUCGAUGCAGAUGUUGAUCAAGUGAUUCGCAUUGGUUCACGUUGCAAAAGCGAGAGAUUAUUAGCGCUAAAUCUCCGAGCUGUUGCGCAGAAGGAGCCUUGGACAAAGUUGGAGGCAAGAGAACGCUGGCAGCACAAGCAAAACGUCGAGCAUUUCAGAACUUUGGCCAGCGAGAGUCUCAGAGAAUUGCAGCGCUUCUCCCAGGCCUCAGUCUUGACCUACUUGAAGGAGAGAUAUCCCUGCUACCAUGAUCAGCUGGUGGCGCCCGAGAUUGACCAGGACGGGUUUGAGCUUGUGCAGAACAAGCGAGCGGCAGUGGGUAUUGCACCUUGGCUAAAAGGCGCCCCAAGAUUCUCGCCGAUGCCUGGUGGCAAUCACGGGCACGAUAUCUUCUCCCUCUCAGUUGCAGAGCGCCAGCGUCUCUAUUCGCACUGGGUCGAGCAAAUCUUGGACCCAAUUCAGCAAUCCCUUCUCGCAAAUCUCAAGGCCUACCAAGAUGCCAAAGCUGGUAUCAACAAGAUCAGAGCCGAAGUUGACCAUCGUGUACUCGAGGGCGCCAAUGUGAUUGGUGUCACCACCUCUGGCCUGGCGCGCAAUCUCGAUCUUCUUCGUAGACUCAACAGCAAGGUGUUGGUCGUGGAAGAGGCUGGCGAAGUGUUGGAAGCGCACCUGCUUACUGCAAUGCUGCCGUCUAUUGAACAUGCCAUUCUGAUCGGAGACCAUCAACAACUGCGCCCGAAAGCUCAAAACUACGAGCUCUCUGUCGACAAUGCGCGUUCGCAAGUCAAGAUGGAUAUCUCUCUCUUCGAGCGCCUUGUACAUCCAAACGAGAACGAGAACAGAGCUGUGCCAUUUGUCACCUUGGAGAUCCAGCGUCGUAUGCACCCAUCCAUCUCAACUUUAAUCCGCUCGACUUUGUACCCAGACUUGCACGACGAUGCUGUAGUUGCAAAGUAUCCACAGGUCUCGGGCAUGCGGCGCAGACUCUUCUGGCUUGAUCAUCGUGAAGCUGAAGACAGUGGAAAGGAGAGGUCUGACUCAACUUCACACACAAACCGGUAUGAAGUCGACAUGGUGUUCGCGCUUGUGCGGCAUUUGGUAAGGCAAGGUGUGUAUCGACGAUCCGACAUCGCAGUUCUGACGCCUUACCUUGGCCAGUUGCGAAAGCUUCGUCGUUCAUUGAACAGCUUUGCCGAGGUCAUUAUUAACGACAGAGACAUUGAUGAGAUGGCGCUCAACAGCGAUGGUGAGGAUGACGAUGAGGUUCAAGAAGCUUUCAGCGGUGUUACGAAUGCUCGACAGCCACCGCGCCUAGGUGUACACAAGAGCACCUUGUUGCAGGCUCUUCGUCUUGCUACUGUUGACAACUUUCAAGGUGAAGAGGCCAAAGUGGUUAUCAUUUCUUUGGUCCGCUCGAAUGAACAACGCAAAUGUGGCUUUUUGCGUACCUCUAAUCGUAUCAACGUGCUGUUGUCCCGAGCUCAGCAGGGAAUGUACAUCAUCGGCAACAGCGAGACAUAUGCGCAUAUUCCAAUGUGGGGCCAUGUGCUAGAGAUGCUCAACAAAGACGGCAACUUGGGGCCUCAUCUUGAGCUCUGCUGUCCACGCCAUCCAGAGACACCUCUGCAGAUCACCACACCAGACGACUUCUCCAUUGUCUCUCCAGAAGCUGGAUGUAAUCUGCUGUGUGGACAGCGUCUGCCGUGCGGUCAUUCGUGUGUCAACAAGUGUCAUUCUGACGGCAUGCACCAAUCAACGUACUGCCUCAAGCCCUGCAAUAGAGCCAAGGAAGGCUGCAGUCACAACUGCCAGUACGUAUGCGGCCAACAGUGCGACGAGAAUUGUACAAUCCAGGUCUCAAACAUCGACGUCGAAUUGCCCUGUGGACACCAUGUCUCCAAGCUACCCUGCUGGCAGUAUCAAGAUCCCAGCCAGGCAGUCUGCCGCGCUCUAGUCGAGCGCAUUGUUCCAGGCUGCCUUCACAGGGUCACUCUACCUUGCUGUAUAGACGUGAGAGCUGGAGAUUACGUCUGUUUGGCGAGGUGCGCAUGCUUGCUGCCGUGCGGUCAUGCUUGUGGAGAGCAGUGUUGCAAGUGUCGUCCGCGUAUGUUAGGAGAAAUCGAGAAGGAGGAACAUGGGAAGUGCCAACAGCCAUGCAAGCGCGACUACAGUAGUUGUAAGCAUUCUUGCAGUGCUCCCUGUCAUGGUGAGGAGCCUUGCCCGCUUUGUAGUGAGCGGUGUGAUGUGAGUUGCUCGCAUACACGGUGCAUGAAGCAGUGCCAUGAGCCUUGUGCUCCCUGUGCAGAAGAGGAUUGUGCCUCAUGCUGUCCGCACGCAAAAUGCAGCAUGCCAUGCGCUGCUCCGUGCGACUGGGUACCAUGUUCCAAACGUUGCACAAAGCUUCUUCAAUGCGGUCAUCAGUGCCCAUCAGUUUGUGGUGCCGACUGUCCCCCCGCCACAAGCUGUCAGAUCUGUUGCGAUGAUGAUCUCAAGGCCCUGCAAGCGGAUCUCAUCAUGUUUACCACGUACGGCGAGUUGGAUAUUUCGGAGAAGCCUUGUAUGUUCUUACCUUGCGGUCACAUCUUUACUGUCGAGAGUCUGGAUGGUGUGAUGGCCAUGGCGGAUUAUUACGAGCUGGAUAGCCUCACAGGUGCGCCAAUUGCUCUGAAGGGUACAGUGGCAGCUUUCUCCCAAGAAGAGAUGAAGACAUGUCCAACUUGUCGCGCUUCACUUCGUCUGCUACCACGCUACGGUCGAAUCGUUCGUCGGGCGCUUCUGGAUCAAUCCACCAAGAAGUUCAUCGCAUGGGCGCAUCGAAGGCACUUCCUAUUUGCAAAACUCAUGCGGUUCGAGCAAGACAGACUGAUCAACACGAGAUCUGAUGUCCAUUUGCGGUAUCCUGUAAAGAUCGUCUUGGCCCAAAAAAGCCAUGUAGAAGUGCUGAGCAAACUGGACCUCUUCGGUGGGCGUUAUCGCGACCUAGCACGCUUGCGCCGCAAGCUCAGCGCGUUCCUCAAGCAAACCGAAGCUGAGGAACAGCCGUUCAGGCGUGUGUACAACAUCGUUGAGACUCUUCGUAGACGCCGUCUCCAAGAUGGACACACUAUUGACGGGUUCGAGUACGACCAGGACCUUCUGCAAACCCAUGUCGCUCUUUUCAAACUGUGCAACAGCUAUUGUCUCGGUAUCGGUCUCAACAAGCUACAUUGCUCGGCAACUAUCAAGUUGCAUGAUGACAGUGGGUGGUGUUCAUUGUAUAUACUAUCAUAG
Molecule: messenger RNA, 5388 nt
Organism: Ustilago hordei
Lineage: Eukaryota; Fungi; Basidiomycota; Ustilaginomycetes; Ustilaginales; Ustilaginaceae
Exons: 1
Coding region: 1-5388 (1795 amino acids)
Biological process (GO): regulatory ncRNA-mediated heterochromatin formation
Cellular component (GO): nucleus; nuclear RNA-directed RNA polymerase complex
Molecular function (GO): zinc ion binding; helicase activity
Source: RefSeq, a predicted model, not a curated record